UGAUCAGUUUAAAACGAGCAUGGCGUCCAUCAGCAGACAAAUGAAGAGCGUCUUCUUCCUUCUCAUAACCGCCGCUCUCCCAGCAUGCACCGGGACCCCAGGAGGACGAAUGUUUGUGUCCCGACAUGAAGCCACUGGUUUCCUGCAGCGAACUCGAAGGGCCAACACUUUCCUGGAGGAGCUGAGAAACGGAAACAUGGAGCGCGAAUGUUACGAGGAGAAAUGUUCCUACGAGGAGGCCAGAGAGAUCAUCCCGCACCCGCAGCAGCUGGAAAACUUCUGGAGGACCUACACAGCGCCGAACCUCUGCCUGUCGUCUCCCUGUAAGAACGGGGCGACCUGCACCCGCCACCUCGCCUCCUACGCCUGUAAAUGUGCCCCCGGUUUCCACGGGUCCAAAUGUGACAAAGUCCGAUCGACCUCAACCAGGUGUCGCUAUAGAAACGGCGGAUGCGAGCAUUUCUGCAGAGAGAAUCCGGAUCGCUCGCGGUUCUGCUUCUGUGCUCCAGGAUACGGACUGGACCAGGACAACAGCACCUGCCUGCCCAAAGAGCCGGUCGUCUGUGGGAGGCCGCUGGUCAAUUUUGCCCCCCGGGUUGUUAGAGGGCAGGCCUGCCCCAAAGGUCACUGUCCAUGGCAGGUUGCGCUGUACGAACACAACCGGUUCAGCUGCGGCGCCAUCAUCCUGUCAGACGUGUGGAUUCUCACCGCAGCGCACUGCGUCUGGAGCAAACCUUCAGCCAUCUUACACAUCUACGUAGGCAAACAUGACCUAGCGACAGAGGAGAAGACGCAGCAGCAGCGGCGUGUGCUGAACAUCACCAUCCACCCGGACUACGACCCCCUGACCACCGACAGCGACCUGGCCCUGCUGAAGCUGCACCGCCCGGUGAAGCUGGGCCUCCACGUCAUCCCCAUCUGCCUGCCGGCUCGGAACAGCACCUUCGCCUGGACGCUGUACAACGUCCGCCAGGCCACCGUGUCCGGAUGGGGCCGCCUGGUGGAGGCCGGCCCCAUCGCCCGCUACCUGCAGUGGCUGGUGCUGCCCAGGGUGCCGCUGCAGGAGUGCCGCCUCCACACCCAGCUCAACAUCACCAAGAACAUGUUCUGCGUGGGGCACAGACGGGGCGGGCAGGACGCCUGCGAAGGCGACAGCGGCGGACCGCUGGUGGUGAAGUACAAGAAGACGUGGUUCCUGACGGGCGUGGUGAGCUGGGGGAAGGGCUGUGCCAAGGAGAACAUGUACGGCGUCUACGCCAAAGUCACCAACUUCCUGGAGUGGAUCGAAACUGUGAUGGCUACCGGCUGAAACGGCGCAGGUCAACGCAGCGCCGAGUAAACUGUGCUAGGAAAGUAGAAAUGUCUGUAGAAAUGUAGUUACAUUAACCCAGCGACAAGCUCAAAGUUUAGAUUUAAUGUCUGAAAUUACUUCUGUGGGUUUACAUCUGGACAGGGGGAAGGAAAUCUGUAUUAAUGUUCCAGAGAGUCAUAAUUCUGUCAUCUAUAUGUAAUAAACAUACAUAAUCAGG
Messenger RNA from Poecilia latipinna (sailfin molly), 1529 nucleotides. Its product is annotated as coagulation factor VII-like. Gene Ontology annotation, cellular component: extracellular region. The record is from RefSeq and is a predicted model, not a curated record. Bases 20 to 1309 code for a protein of 429 amino acids. The transcript has 8 exons. Lineage: Eukaryota; Metazoa; Chordata; Actinopteri; Cyprinodontiformes; Poeciliidae. Gene Ontology annotation, biological process: proteolysis; blood coagulation. Gene Ontology annotation, molecular function: serine-type endopeptidase activity; calcium ion binding.